AUGGAGCUAAGCACAGUCACCCUCAUCUUCCUAUCCUUCGUCUCAGUGACGAUUUUCGUGUCUUUGCUUAGCCGCAAAAAGACAGCAAGUUCCAAGGAGAGGAAGCCUCCCGGCCCACGGUGUCUCCCCUUCAUCGGAAACCUCCUCCACAUCCGGACAACGGCGCCACAGGUCGCUCUCCGGGACCUGGCCAAGAAGUACGGCCCAGUGAUGUACCUGCGGUUGGGCCAGGUGGACGCCGUGGUGAUCUCCUCGCCGGCGGCAGCACAGGAGGUGCUCCGGGAUAGCUCCCUCACCUUCGUGUCAAGGCCGAGAAUUCUUGCCGCGGAGAUCGUGGGCUACGGGAGCGUCGACAUAGCCUUCGCGCCAUACGGCGCGUACUGGAGGGCGCUACGCAAGCUCUGCAUGGUGGAGCUUCUGAGCGCGCGAAAGGUGAGGCAGUUCGCGCCCAUCAGGGACAGCGAGACCAUGUCCCUCGUUAGGGAUGUCCGCGCCGCCGCCGCCGCCGCCGGAGCCGGCCAGCCCGUCAAUCUCAGGAAGCUGCUCGUGUCGUGCACGAACACGAUCACCGCAAAGGCAACGUUUGGUGACGGCUGCGACGCCGAGCUCCAAGAGCAGUUUUUGGCUGCGAUGAAUGUGCUGCUUAAAUUAACUGGGGGAUUCUGCGUCGGGGACCUCUUCCCUUCGCUGUGGUUUGUGGACGUCGUCACUGGGCUGAGACGCUCUCUCUGGGGAGCGCGCCGGCAGUUCGACACCAUCUUUGACAAGAUCAUCACCAUCUGCGAGGCGCGACGAGCGGAGAAAAACAAGAACUCAACCGGAGACAAUGACCUUCUGAGCGUCAUGCUUAGGAUCAAGGAUGAGGGGCAGCUUGAGUUCCCCAUCGGCAUCACAAACAUCAAGGCAAUAAUAGUGGAUUUGUUCACAGCAGGGACGGAGACAACGUCGUCAAUCCUGGAGUGGAUCAUGUCGGAGCUCAUGAGGAACCCAGAGGUGAUGGCGAAGGCUCAGGCAGAGGUGCGACAAACAUUGGAUAACAAGAGUACAGAAGACCAUGAGGUACACAUGGACAAACUACGCUACAUGAAGAUGGUGAUCAAGGAGGGUCUGAGGCUGCACCCGGCGGCACCGCUCCUGCUCCCCCGUGUCUGCCGGGAGACUUGCAACGUCGGUGGGUUUGAGAUUGUGGAGGGGUCCAGGGUCAUGGUCAAUGCGUGGGCGAUAGCGAGGAACCCCGAGUAUUGGCAUGACGCAGACGAGUUCAAGCCAGAGAGGUUUGAGGACACUACCGUGGAUUACAACGGUACACAGUUCGAGUACUUGCCGUUCGGGAGCGGGCGGAGGAUGUGCCCUGGCAGUACCUUUGGGUUGGCCACGCUGGAGUUCAUCUUAGCUCGGCUUCUGUACUUCUUCGAUUGGAGCCUCCCAGCUGGAAUGCGGCCGGAUGAGCUUGACAUGGACAUGAUCGUCGGCGCGACACUAAGAAGAAGGAACCACCUUCACCUAGUAGCAACGCCCUAUAAUUUUCCGAUGAAAAUUUGA
Hordeum vulgare subsp. vulgare (domesticated barley) is the source of this 1542-nucleotide messenger RNA. Its product is annotated as cytochrome P450 99A2-like. Lineage: Eukaryota; Viridiplantae; Streptophyta; Magnoliopsida; Poales; Poaceae. The transcript has 2 exons. Gene Ontology annotation, molecular function: heme binding; monooxygenase activity; oxidoreductase activity, acting on paired donors, with incorporation or reduction of molecular oxygen. The record is from RefSeq and is a predicted model, not a curated record. Bases 1 to 1542 code for a protein of 513 amino acids.